UGAUAGUCUGCGCUCUCAGGACCCACGACAGACUGCAUGGACUCCAAAAAUAAGAAGAAGAUCCAGUUCUCAGUGCCAGUGACGAUUCCGAGCCAUCUGGACCCACACGCCGUGGAGAUGAUCCGCCGAAGGAGGCCGACCCCGGCCACCCUGUUCAGAGUGUCAGAAAACUCACCACCUGAGGAGGAGAGCACCACACACCAAUGGGUGAUGGGAGAGAACGGGGUCUUGAAACCCAAACGACCGAACCCCUGUGUGUAUCGUCCGCCCUCGGUGAAAGGUAGGGCUGCAGGGAUACUGAACUGUGGGUACUGGGUAAGGAUAUUGAACUGUGGGUACUGGGUAAGGAUACUGAACUGUGGGUACUGGGAAACAGCUUGUACUGGAUCCCAAUCUGUGAAAUUCACUCUACUCCCAGUCACAGCUAGACUGCCUGAUGAGAAGCUAGGAAAUAUCUAA
Polyodon spathula (Mississippi paddlefish) is the source of this 459-nucleotide messenger RNA. Its product is annotated as protein phosphatase 1 regulatory subunit 1B-like. Gene Ontology annotation, molecular function: protein phosphatase inhibitor activity. Gene Ontology annotation, biological process: intracellular signal transduction. Gene Ontology annotation, cellular component: cytoplasm. The transcript is spliced from 3 exons. NCBI's taxonomy places the organism in Eukaryota, Metazoa, Chordata, Actinopteri, Acipenseriformes, Polyodontidae. Bases 37 to 459 code for a protein of 140 amino acids. The record is from RefSeq and is a predicted model, not a curated record.